Trypanosoma rangeli is the source of this 492-nucleotide messenger RNA. RefSeq lists its product as uncharacterized. Lineage: Eukaryota; Euglenozoa; Kinetoplastea; Trypanosomatida; Trypanosomatidae. The coding region runs from base 1 to 492 and encodes 163 amino acids. The transcript has a single exon. The record is from RefSeq and is a predicted model, not a curated record.
AUGCAAUCACACGGCGGCGCCAUGGCGGAGGCACUGUGGUUAUUUUUUUUCUUUGGAUUUUUCUUCUCUUGUCGUCUUUCAUGCGGUGUAUGUGCGAGAGAGUACGAGAGGGCGAUAGGCAUGGCUUCUGGACGGCUCCCGUGGCGAGGAGGACGCUCCGCGGACGUUCCGCCGCUGGACCUUGGGGGGCCGCUCAUGCUACAGUUCAUGCAGUACCUCCCGCUGGUCAUGAGGCUGCUGACGCACCUGCCAGGCUUCCUUGCCGGCUUCACCCUUGUCUGCCUCUUCUUUGCCGUCGUUGGGCGCGACGCACUUCAGAAUGAGUACGCACCGGUGGCGGGCUUUCACGUUGCGGCGCUGCUGCUGCUGCGGGAGCUUGUCGGGCCGUGGCGUGAGGGCAAAGUUCAGGCUGACUUUGUGCGGCAGCGACUGGCGGCGCAGCGCUCCUUCGCGGACGACGUGCAGCUGCAGUGGCGUGAGGCGCUGGACUGA